Molecule: messenger RNA, 1681 nt
Organism: Caenorhabditis sp. 36 PRJEB53466
Lineage: Eukaryota; Metazoa; Nematoda; Chromadorea; Rhabditida; Rhabditidae
Source: the annotation of a GenBank genome assembly
AUGUCUUUCUCCGAGAGGAACUCCAAUCCGAUUACCUAUCCGUGUUUGAGGUCUAUACUUGGUUUCAGCUCCGUAGACAAGAGGUAUUCAUUCCACAACACACGAGAUCUCGGCUCUUUUGAUAAAAGUUCAAUUGUGGGGCCAUCGAAUUUCAUGAAGCUUUCAGAAGACUGAUCAGCGCAAGCAUCCCAGAAACCCGGACGCCCGAUCGCGUUCUUCCGUACAUUUUCGAAAAUGUGUACGUAGACCAUUGGGAUAACUACAACAUCUACAUAAUGUAUAUCGACGAACACACGUUCAUUAUUAAAUAUUUAAGCGACGAAUACGUAAGCGUCAAUCGUUCUGACCAGAAUGCACUCGAACUGCGUAUGUGCGCUGAUGGUUUCUACCAGUUGAUCAAACGACUCGUCGCCUUUUUAUUCGACCGAAAUGGAACUGUCAUCACGAAUCUGAGAGUUAGGGUAGGAAUCAGAGUUGAGCGGAAGAACUCAACACGGAAGAAUUUUUAUCUUUUUUAGAAAAUUUUUUCAUGAAAUGUGACCAACUGACGAAAUGUAGAGCAAAGUAAACUGUGCUCGUAGAAAAAUAUCUGUAAAUUUAACUUUUCAUACAAAAAAUUUAUUCGAGUUGUUCCGUGAAAAUGUCCUUCCGUCUUCCCCGUUAGCCCUAACUUUUUUGUAUAAAAAGCUAAAUUUACAAUUAUUUUUCUAUGAGCACAGUUCACUUUGCUAUACAUUUCGUCAGUUGAUCACAUUUCAUGAAAAAAUUUUCUAAAAAAGAUAAAAAUUCUUCCGUGUUCUUCCGCUCAACUCUGGUAGGAAUUAAUGAUCAUGUUCGUGCAGACGAACAACAGGCUGUCACCGGAUUACUUUCCGUUCCGUCCUCAAGUCCAAAUAUUUUCAAUCCAUCUUACAAUGACCUUUAACGUGCACUACGACAAAAUCUAUAAAGAGACUAUCAAAGACUACACUCUGGACACAUUUUUCAUUGAUAACAACGUCCGCGACCCGAUUGUUUUCAAGGAUUUGGCUGUAAGCGCUCGAUAGUCGUCUCGCACGUCGCACACUCAUUUUUGCAGGGCCUCAACGUCAGACGGCUGGAAAUUUUGACGCCCGAAAUGAGUGAUUUAUCCCUGACACACCUAGACUUCGACUGCUAUUCGAUUUGUGAGCACACGAGUAGCCUGUCUAGCUUUAUCGCUCAUUGUCGAAAGCUCGCCUCGAAUGUUCACUCGGUGAACACCAGUUACGAGUGCAUUCUCAACGAUAUCUACCCUCCUGACGUUGAUGUGCUCCGACGAGUGCUCACUGAAGUGCCGAACGGCGUAUUGAAAAUGUUGUACGAAGUUGACCGAUGCGAGCGGCACGGUUGGAAACUCUGUGUUUGCUUCCCGCUUCCGGGACAACUCGAGCUGAAUGUGUUCAGAAGAUUACCGUUGCACGUUGCGAUUGUUAUGGAAGCCGGCAGUGCGGUAAGAUAAUCCAAUUGACGCUAGAUGAGUCUCGACACGAACCAAUUUCCGUCCAAUUUCGCCUUUCUUCGACGGUUUCAAUUCCAAACAGAAGUUUCAGGUGGACAGAAAAGAAGAGAACAAUAUUGGGAGGAAUCGGAAGCCGCCACCGAUCACUCGUCUUUUUCAUUAUCUUCGAAGGUGUUUUAUUCGACGCUGAACUUUAAAUAA